Messenger RNA from Sardina pilchardus (European sardine), 984 nucleotides. RefSeq names its product olfactory receptor 4D1-like. Gene Ontology annotation, molecular function: olfactory receptor activity; G protein-coupled receptor activity; odorant binding. The record is from RefSeq and is a predicted model, not a curated record. Bases 1 to 984 code for a protein of 327 amino acids. The transcript has a single exon. Gene Ontology annotation, cellular component: membrane. Lineage: Eukaryota; Metazoa; Chordata; Actinopteri; Clupeiformes; Clupeidae. Gene Ontology annotation, biological process: G protein-coupled receptor signaling pathway; detection of chemical stimulus involved in sensory perception of smell.
AUGAAUGGAUCAUCCAUCACAUUUACUUUCACAGCCUAUGAAGAGAUUGGCCCAACCAAAGUAUUAUUUGUCAUCAUAUUCUUAAUUUAUCUGGCCUCUGUGCUUACCAACACUUCUCUUAUGGUUUUGAUUUACGUGGAUGCAUCACUCCAUAAACCAAUGUACAUAUUUUUGUUUAGCUUAAUAUUCAAUGGCUUAAUUGGUAGCACAGCUGUUUGGCCCAGAGUCAUGGGUCAUCUUGUGACUGAUGUUCACUCAGCCUCAUACGAAGCCUGCCUUAGUCAGACUUUUUUUGUUUAUAUGUAUGGAAGCUGUACCUACUCCAUGUUAACAGUCAUGGCCUAUGAUAGAUAUGUCUCCAUUUUCCAGCCAUUGCUAUACCACACUAUAAUGACCCCACAGAAGGUGAAAGUGCUGGUGGUUGUGGGUAACCUCCUCCCUGCUGUAGUUGUGUUCGUUCAGUUAUGCCUAACGUCAGGAAUACCCUUGUGCCGCUAUUCCAUUCAUAAAAUAUUCUGUGAUAAUUUGUCCAUCUCUAACCUGGGCUGUAGCCUGAGCACUCACACUCUAGUGGCCAAUUUCUACGGCGCGUGCUCCCUCGUGUUUCUAGUCAUGCUGCCCAUAUUACUGAUCCUGAUGUCAUAUUUAAGAAUCAUCAAGCUAAGCACAAAGGUAUCAGCAGACGCUCGAAAAAAAGCCCUCGCCACGUGUACUCCACAUUUACUCAUUUUCCUGAAUUUUUCAAUGUCUUCGUUGUUUGCUGUGACUUAUAAUCGUAUCACACACUAUGUACCAAUAGAAGUGAAUAUAUUUUUAUCAUCCCAUUACAUUCUUAUACCGCCGCUUAUUCAUCCCAUCAUAUAUGGGAUGAAAAACCAAGAGAUCAAAAAAAGCCUUUCAAAAAUGCUAAGGUCUCGUUCUGUGGCCACUGGUUAUUUGACACAGCCUAAGAAAUCAUCUGUUUUUGCUUUUUCAAACUCUUAG